GAAACGUGAUAAGCUUGUUCGUCACUCUGUAGCUUUUCCUCACAGUGCAGUGUAUACUUGUAUUAGAGGCUGGUCCUCAAAACGUUCUUCUCCCCGUCUUCUGAGCUGGUCUCGUCCAUUUCUUUUCGUGAGCGCCCCACCGUCCAGGAUGCUGGCCCACGAUAUAUUUCGGAGUGCUCUCAUAGUACGUGACGCAAAAACACUAUCCAUCAGUGAAUUUUUGGAACAUCCCGACUAUCAUCAGAUCGCGUCUUUCUUUCUAGGUUGGGUUUUUAUUUGCAGUUUACUAUGCAUCGUGACCUCGCCAGUGAUGUGUCACCUGUAUCAAAUGUGCUGCAAGGCCUUUGAUGAGCGAAGGGGUCUACAGCCAGACGCCAACUUUCGCAAUGAACAUGGCACUCUUUGGAACAAUUCAGAAAAGACUCCCACGGACAUGCUUUCCUGGGGUGAUCGAAAUUCCAGCAUAACAUCAUUGGAAGAAGAAAACUCUGCUCUUGUCUUGCUGCUUUCUUUCUGUUUUGCUUUUGCGAGCGUGGCCCACUUUUCGUCCUUGCUGUCAUUCAAUUCCAAUAGUGGAGCUUCUGCUUGCACAUUUCUUGUCGCGUUGGGGGGCAUUGCUACCUCUUGUGCUCAUUUUAUGGGUUUGAUCAUCUUAAACCUUGAUCUGCGGAAAUUCGAGCUAUGGCGGUGGGAAAUAUAUUUGGCUUGGUCUUGGCUUUUCGUUGCUGGAGGUUUCGUGGUUGCAACAUGUGUUAUGAGUGCUGGAGCAGUCGCGUGCGUGGUCUCGCUCUUGUCUGCAAAGAUUCUCUGGGCUCAUCAUAGCUGCAGAUAUGUACUACAGCUCGACACCUACUUGUGCUACAGUACAAGCUACCUUCCUACAGCCUUGACCAUGUCCGCGAUGUUCAUGACCCUAGAGCUCUAUAUGAUCGGCAGACUAUUGUCCUUUAUUGCUCCGCCAUUCCUCGAAUUCAGGCAUAGGGUUGGAGCAGUGACAGAUACGAGGGUACUUCGCGCGCUAUCGCUCUUGCUCUUUGACAUUUUGAAUCUGGUACCCGGAGUGAAGGCGAUAGGUAUCGUUGGUGAAUUUGUUCCAUUCAGUAUAGGGGCUCUUGUUGUGCUAGCGAUGUUCCAAAAACAUAGAAGGAGACCGAUCCUCGGCGAACCGAUACCAGUACCUAUGAGCCUUCGAGGUUCGACAAUCUGCACCAUUCACGUUUCCAUGCCUCCCAGACACAGUGGACCAACCUAUACUCCUGGCCGUCCGUUCACUGCCCCAACGGACUUUGCAACUACUCAGACCUACCGUACUUCUAUUGCGUCGUCGCUAUCGUCCAGUCUUUACAGUUACAACACUGCCGCUCGUAGUUGCCAGACUGGUACUGGUGCUAGUGUGGUCAGGGUUGCCUCGAGAUUAAAGUAUACCCAAUCUCGCCCCCAUUUAGUCGAUCCGGCUGAGACCUACGUUUCAAGUCAUGGUCGCGAUGGAGCUGCGGAAGAGUAUACCAAAACCUGUUCCAGACCGCCCUCUGAUGCUGCUAGUGCUGGUCACAUUCUGCCUGAUCAGAAUGAUUACGCAAAUAGCUCAGAGUACCAUCAAGAUCCACCUACCCGUGGGGGUCUCCCAAUCAGACCUCGCAUGCAGAUCGCCACUUCACAACCGAGGCAGCCCCCUGCAGCCCUGAUGUCUCCACUAAUAUCCCCCGAACCUGGGGUUUACGGGUCCGAUACCAUCGGAGCGUCCGGCUCUCGUGACAAGGUGGAUGUCGCCAAGAGACCGUCUCAACGUUCCCGUCGCAGCACACUGCCAUCUAACCUCAGCCUGUUGUUGCCUUUGGAGAGUGUACCGGCUUCAGUUGUUCACUUCCAUUGUAACAGUACAGAUACUUCUGUGUCAUCUGAUGAAAAGUCUUGGGGCUCAGAGGAUCAACAUGAUCGGUGGUUGGCGUUUGGGCAGAGCAGUCUGUCACCUACCAGGCGAAGGACAUUUGAUGACAAAUCUCUUCAAUCAUUUAUUCCCCAGACAUCCCCCACUGAACAAUCGGUCACCAAUAUCCCACGUUCUUCAAAGCUACUCACCUCGAGCCCCCUUGGAGAGCAGUCUUUCAACAUUCUUAGUCUUACUGCGUCCCAGCGAUCCAUUCGCAAACUUCCAUCGCUGAAGGUGCAAGAGGAAGCGGAAGGAGAUAAUAGUCCCGUUGAUCCUUUCACCCCGGCAUUUGCAAUGUACCGUCGUGCCCCUCCAGCUAGUGGAAUGCGCAUUCGCGGACCACGUCCCCCUCCGAAGGUAUUCUCUCAAACACUACAUCGACAACAAGUUCCUUUGGUAUCGCUGAAGGUCUUGGCGCUAGCUAGUGAUAGCUAGGCAGAUUAAUGACACCAACAUGCACCCUUCAUGAACCACUUUUGAGCUCACUUAUUCUCUUCGUGCCUUUGGCGGCACUGUAAUGGUUUGUUUACUAGCGGCAAUUUUUUUGGUAUUGUUGCUCGAAUGCCCUAGCGUGUCGCCAAUAAUAUUCGCUCGGUCCCGCCAGUCCCAGGCUCUCUAUGAACCUUCAGCUAACAUAACAUUUUUGUAUCAUUUAUGACAAUCAUAUGAAAAAGUAGUGAGAAAAUUGCAUGAAAAUGUUUAGGCUGCUU
This is a messenger RNA of Suillus subaureus, 2640 nucleotides long. RefSeq lists its product as uncharacterized. The record is from RefSeq and is a predicted model, not a curated record. Lineage: Eukaryota; Fungi; Basidiomycota; Agaricomycetes; Boletales; Suillaceae. Bases 149 to 2365 code for a protein of 738 amino acids. The transcript is spliced from 7 exons.